Messenger RNA from Catharus ustulatus (Swainson's thrush), 5618 nucleotides. RefSeq names its product tripartite motif containing 32 (gene TRIM32). Bases 820 to 2766 code for a protein of 648 amino acids. The record is from RefSeq and is a predicted model, not a curated record. The transcript is spliced from 2 exons. Lineage: Eukaryota; Metazoa; Chordata; Aves; Passeriformes; Turdidae. Gene Ontology annotation, molecular function: zinc ion binding; protein binding.
AAAAAAUAAUGUCCCAUUACUGAGGGCAUGCUGACAUUCUGAUAAAGGGGGUUAUAUAUGAAAAGAAUGUCAUACAAAUCAGCUCUCUAAAAGCCCAACCUGACUUAAAAUCCCAUGCACUGUUGUUCUUUAAUGAAAAUAAGGUAGCUUUUAAUGUAACUCUCAGUACUUGGUGCCUUGUGCUGCUUGUUCCCUUGUCCUUCCCUAAGCGAGUCUUUUGACAUGUUUCCAAGGAAAGUAAGAAUAAUGAACCUGGUAUCCUGUAUUUCAUUUUUUUAAAUAAUUUUAAAUCACAGAUUUUUUUCCUCCCUCAGAGGAAGGUUUCUGUUCUCCAUGGCAGUGCCCAGGUUUCUGCUUCCCCAGGGCCAGGGCUGUGAUACUCAACCUGCCACCGUAGAGCUGAUCCCAGCAUGGUGCCUGGAGAUUCUGCCACACCACUGAAUCCCUUCCUGAAAUACAGGCCUUAAAGGACUCUGAACUGCAGCUGACAAAUUACAAUUAGGGGGCUUUUUUUUCUUUUCUGUAUGAGCAUAAAGAACUUUUCUUCCUUGCAAUUGUUUUUCUGCACAGGAACACACAGCAAACUGAAAUACACAGAAUCUUUCCAGAGAGGAGGGAGCAGCAGGGAAGUGGGAAUGCUGUGUGCAUGCAGCCAUUUCUCAGAGAGAGCUGUGUUCACAUCCUUCUGCCACUGUCUCUUCAUUUCAAAGACUAACUACUUCCUUCUCCUCCUCCUCUUCCCUAGAAAAAAGAAUCGGAGCACCUUGGAAUAGAUGUGAGCACAAGGCGCUGUGCUGGAUAAAGCUGCCUUGGAGCACCAUGGCUGCUGCCCCUUAUCUCAACUCGGACGCGCUGCGAGAGGUGCUGGAGUGCCCCAUCUGCAUGGAGUCCUUCACCGAGGAGCACCUGAGGCCCAAACUCCUGCACUGUGGCCACACCAUCUGCAAGCAGUGCCUGGAGAAGCUCCUGGCGAACAGCAUCAACGGGAUCCGGUGCCCCUUCUGCAGCAAGAUCACGCGCAUCACCAGCUUGGCUCAGCUCACUGACAACCUCACCGUGCUGAAGAUCAUCGACACGGCCGGCCUGGGGGAGGUGGUGGGACUUCUCAUGUGCAAGGUCUGCGGGAGGAGGCUGCCAAGACACUUCUGCAAGAGCUGUAGCUUGGUUUUGUGUGAGCCCUGCAAAGAGGCUUCGCACAUGCCCCCAGGACACAGAGUCAUUGCUGUCAAAGAGGCUGCUGAGGAGCGGAGGAGGGAAUUUGGGAUGAGGCUUGCCAGGCUUCGGGAGCUCAUGGGUGAUCUUCAGAAAAGGAAAGCUGCCCUGGAGGAUGUUUCAAGAGACCUGCAAUCCAGAUACAAAGCGGUUCUGCAGGAGUACAGCAAAGAGGAGCGCAAGAUCCAGGAAGAGCUGGCCAGGUCACGCAAGUUCUUCACCACCUCUUUGUCUGAAGUGGAGAAGAUAAAUAACCAGGUGAUGGAGGAGCAAGCUUACCUGCUGAACUUAGCAGAAGUACAGAUAAUGUCUCGCUGUGACUAUUUCCUUGCCAAAAUAAAGCAGGGGGAUAUAGCUCUCCUGGAGGAGGCAGCGGAUGAGGAAGAACCAGAACUGACAAACAGUCUCCCGAGGGAGCUGACCCUCCAAGAGGUGGAACUCCUGAAGGUGAGCCAUGUGGGACCACUGCAGAUUGGGCAGGUGGUGAAGAAACCCCGGACAGUGAACGUGGAGGAAUCGCUCCUGGAAAACGCAGCAUCCUCCUUUGUCCCUCCAUUUCGGGAGCCUGACUUGGUGCAGGAGGAGCCCAGCUGCACCCCCCACUCCUCGCCAGCCAAGCCAAGGAUGCCUGAAGCAGCCACGAGCAUCCAGCAGUGUUCCUUCAUCAAGAAGAUGGGCUCCAAGGGCAGCCUGCCAGGGAUGUUCAACCUCCCCGUCAGCCUGCACGUCACCAGCCAAGGCGAGGUGCUCGUGGCAGACCGGGGCAACUUCCGAAUCCAGGUUUUUACCCGCAAGGGCUUCCUGAAGGAGAUCCGCCGGAGCCCCAGUGGCAUCGACAGCUUCGUGCUGAGUUUCCUUGGAGCAGACCUGCCCAACUUGACCCCCCUUUCUGUCACCAUGAACUGCCACGGGCUGAUCGGUGUGACAGACAGCUAUGACAACUCUGUCAAGGUGUACACCAUGGAUGGCCAUUGCGUGGCGUGUCACCGCAGCCAGCUGAGCAAACCCUGGGGCAUCGCCGCGCUGCCCUCGGGCCAGUUUGUUGUCACCGACGUGGAAGGGGGGAAGCUCUGGUGCUUCACCGUGGACCGUGGCGUGGGGGUGGUGAAGUACAGCUGCCUGUGCAGUGCUGUGCGCCCCAAGUUUGUCACCUGUGACGCCGAAGGGACCAUUUACUUCACUCAGGGGCUGGGGCUCAACCUGGAGAACCGGCAGUACGAGCACCACUUGGAGGGAGGCUUCUCCAUCGGCUCCGUCGGCCCAGAUGGGCAGCUGGGACGCCAGAUCAGCCACUUCUUCUCUGAGAAUGAGGAUUUCAGGUGCAUUGCUGGGAUGUGUGUUGAUUCCAGAGGAGACCUGAUCGUUGCUGACAGCAGUCGUAAGGAAAUCCUGCAUUUUCCUAAAGGAGGUGGCUACAACAUCUUAAUCCGGGAGGGACUGACCUGCCCCGUGGGUAUUGCUGUUACUCCCAAAGGGCAGCUGCUGGUGCUGGACUGUUGGGAUCAUUGCAUUAAGAUCUACAGUUACCACCUGAGAAGAUACUCCACCCCUUAAGGGCUCGGUUGCAAGCAAAGCCUGUCUUGGCAGUGGAGAUUCUUGCAGCCUCCUUGCAAUCUGAUGGGAACCAGUGUCAAGCCUUCAAAGAAGAUUGUGCCAUAACUGAAGGGGAUUUGGCAUAGAGGUCAUCAUGUUCUGUGUUUAGAAACAAAAUAGCUUUUGUGGUGGUGGUGGUGGUCUGCUUUUUCUUCUUUUUUAUAUAAAAUCCAUCAAGUAUGAACAAGCACGAUGGAAAGGACCCAUCCUUUGCAGUCUUGGUUCUUGUGACUGGUCACACCAUAAACCUCUUCACCUCCUUAUGCCACAUCUCCUACACUUCCAGCUUCAACCAUUGUGUCUUUCUUUGUGCCAUAAACACUGACUGACUGCUCUAAAUCACCUUCCCUUAGAGAACUAGCAGAGGCAAUCCUGUGGUACUUGCAAGGAACUGGGUAGCAGUUGUCUGGGCAACUCCUAGAGAGAGCAAUUUGUGCUUGCAGCACUGCAUAAAACGAAAUGGCCUCUUCAACCACGCAGAAAUGAAGCUUUGCUUCCACCCUGACGAGGCAGGGCUGUCUCUCCCAUUUUUCUGGUGUUCAGGAGAUUGCCCCAUCGUGCCAUUUGUGAAUUGUGUCUGUUCCAUGUGAAGUGAGUACUGUGCAAUCGUGGGAGACCGAGCUGAGCCAGAAAAUUGCCCUCUUUAUUCCUGAGUUGUACGAAGACAGGGGUUUUAUUACUAAUCAGAGUUCUGCUAGAUAGAAAGGGAUAAAAAGGGAGGGGGCUGGAGAAAAAAAAAAAAAGGGAGGGGGGGAACCUAGGGUUGCUAUUUACUGUUGUUUUAUUAUUAAAUGUAUCCUGGAAAUUGUCUUUGGAAGGUUUAUCUGGUAUCUAAAACUUCCUGGGGAAGAGGGGAAGAGCUGGGGAAAUAAGACUGGGAGAUUGUAGGAAAUGAGAUUAAAUGCAACGUAUUGUAUGUUCACCUGCACUUCACUACUCUGCAUUCCAGACCACUGCAUUUAGCAAUAGGUUUCCACUCAUCUGCACCUCCUCUGUGUAAGCUACUCACUUCUGAGAUAGGGAUGGGCAGGGGGGACUAUUUCACUUCUAUUUUUUUAAUACUUGGAAGCACAUCCAUUGAUACACAGCCUUUUUUUCCCUUGCACAGCAAAACAUUACAUUCCUCAGAUUAUUAUUUUUUUUUUGUAAUUCUUUUUUCCACAACACCAGCAGGCACCAGAGUUGCUGCUCAUCAAGGCUUUGGGCCAAAUGAAGCACAAAACUGCAGCUGUGUGAACCAAGGCCCCCACAGUGCUGCUCUCCUGGCUGAUAAAUGUGUACCUCAGUGUGGUGCUGCUCGCCCAGAAUAGUUUAUUGAAGGAAAGAUGCAUUUAAAUAGGGCACAGUGGUAGCAUGUUAAUCUGCCACAGAUAAUAGUUACACUGCAGUGCAUUUAUUUGUUGCCAUCAACAGCAUAGUUGCAAAAUUUGGGGCCACGACAGACAAUAUAAAAGCUGAUUUUAUGGUAGCUGCCAUGCUCCGGCAAAUUGUUUGCUACUUGUCCUACAAUAUGUUUGCAACAGGUGGAUUUUUUUUUUUUUUUUAAGCCCAUAUACUUUUCCCUGCUGAAACAGCAAAGAGAAACAGGUUGGUGAGGUGCUGCUGCUCCAGCUGGAUGUUUAGCAGUUAAAGGGAUUGUAGUUAAAGAAAGAGUGCUGGAAGCAGAUUUUGGUGGAAUUUGGGUUUUUUUUCCCUCUCUUUGUUGUGCUCAGCCAGUGCUGAAGCAGUGAGCAUGCAAACACCGCUGUGUGAUGGAGCUUCCAUCUAGGCAGCUUCCAAUUUCUCCUGCUAGAAUGUGCUGGAAAAAGCUUGUGGAGAAGGGGGCUAAGGCACAAGGUGGUUGAUGGUGCUGAGGCAGCUCAGGGGACUCAACUGCUCUUCCCUCCUGAGCUGCUCCAUGUGCUUGCCAAGGCUACCUACUUCAACAUCACUGCUCACAUUCUCUGCUUCUCUUUCUUGGGUAGGAGGGGGCAGUUGCCCAAGGCAUGUGACAGGAAUUUGAGGAGACUUUCUCAUCUUGAAUGUGUGCUUUGGGGAAGUGAUGAUGAUUACUAGGCUGAGCUGCAGUUCAUGACAUUGUAACUGAAAGCUUUCUUCCCAUUUUAUGACAAUGGCAGUUCCUCUCCUUCUGGUUUCUUUUAAACAUCUCUCCUGCUUCUAAGAACUGCUCCACACAGGAGGCUACCAUGGACUGAAUAAUUAAAGCAAUAUUAUCUAUGAUAAUAUGUACCUCUGUAAUUUUCUGUUCCCAUGGAUUUUUUUUUUUUUCAAUAAACAGCACAACUACUAGCAAUAACAUUUCCUGGAGUGCUUGAAAAAAAUUAAAAGGAAAAAAUUAAAAGCUGGUCCAGUAAACUGAGCAGUUGGUUACUCCAGCCUGUUCCUGGUUAGAGAGUUCAAACAAAGCAUCUGUCAUCUGUUUCUCAGAGAAUUAAGGAAAGUAACACCACCCUGUGAGGCACUGUGGGCCAGGACACUGCAGUCGCCUGGGGCUCUGUCUUGCCUGCAACUCUUCCUGGGCGUUUCAGGGAGAAAAAAGAAAACCUGCUGUCCCUCAUCCAGGGUCUGCACAUCCCCUGACAAACUCGACUGUGAGAUGAUUUUACAGAGCUCUUCUUGCUGUGGUGCUCCCACACAGUGUCAUGAUCAUCUGCCAAACGAGGUGAAAUGGAGUAAUUAAGGAUUAUGUUGAAAUAGUUUGGCUCCUGCUCUGUACCUGGAGGAAAAGCUUGUCUGAUCAUACGUAUGUGUUUGGUUUUUAAAGAUUGUGUAAUAAAGGAAAAAUUGAUCCAAUUAAAAGUGCAUUGCAAACG